AUGGGGGACUAUAGCUCAACUUGGAGUGACGGGGAUGACGGAUAUACGGACGAUGAUGAUUCUACUUCGGAGAAUAGUUCCAAAUCCAGGAUCUAUGAAAAUAUACCUCCUUUUGGGGAGAACCUUCCAUCAUCGGCCUCCUCAGAAAACAUGAGUGAAGUGCUAUACGGUGGUCACGAGGAGGAUGAGUAUUCAGACAUGGAGGUUGGGUUUGAUGAAUAUAGCGUGGAGGUAGGACUGCAUCACAAGGAAUCAAGCUCUGAAAAUAAGAGCGAAGUGAUAUCCGGUGCCGACAAUGGGCGUGAACAUCACGAGUCAAGCGGACCCGGAUAUUGCUUCGUAAGGCGAGAUCUGUACAACCUAUGUUGCAGGGAGAAGAGGAAGCUUAUUGCGAAGGGUGAUGCUGCCACAGCACUUGGUAUUAUGGCCGCGAGGAAGAAGAGUGAUCCUGAUUUUUUUUUUGAUUACCAAGUAGAUGAUGAAGGACGGUUGAAAAGCAUGUUCCGGUGUGAUUCUCGAUCACGGCAGGACUAUCGGGAUUUUGGCGACGUGGUGGUGUUUGAUAGCACGUACAAGAUGAACCGGUAUGCUAUGCCAUUUAUUCCUUUUGUAGGCCUGAACAAUCAUCGUAAGACUACGGUGUUUGCAUGCGCUCUCGUGUCAGACGAGACAGAAGAUACAUAUGCUUGGCUGCUUCGGACAUUCUUGACUGCAAUGUGUCAGAAGAAGCCCAAAGGUCUUAUUACUGAUGGGGACGCCGCAAUGAUAUUAGCUAUUCAGAAUGUCCUUCCAGACGUGUGGCACCGUCUAUGUACUUGGCACAUAGAGAAAAACAUGAAGAGACACCUUGGUCAUAAAUCGCUAAAGGAAUUUCGGCCAUUCUUAUACUACGCCACUUCAGAAGCCAUUUUUGAGGAAAGAUGGAGCGCGUUUCGUCGCAAGUGGGAGACAGAUAGUACCCAAGAAUGGCUCAAAAGGAUGUACAAUAAGAAGAGAAUUUGGGCUGCCACGUAUCUGACCGGUGGAUAUUUCCUUGGUAUGAAAAGCAAUCAGAGAAGUGAGAGUUUGAACUCAUGCCUUCACCUUCACCUGGAUUAUGGUAUGACCCUAGUUGACUUGAUAAUGCAUUACGAGAAUGCCAUUGUUCGCAUCCGUGAGAGCGAGGCCGAAGAUGACUGCAUCUGUUCCCAGAGUUUACCGGUGGCAGUUACUGAAUCCAAAGAGAUAGAGGUUGCUCUUGCCCAUGCCUUCAGUCCAGCCAACUUCUACAUCUUGCAGCAGGAUGUGAAGAAGCUUGGUGACCUCGAGAUUUUUGAGGAAUACGUGGGAACAGGGGGCUCUAAACAGUUUAUGGUCAAAUGGAGGAAUAGCGGCAGAUACUCGUUUAUCGUGGAGUAUAGCCCUAAUCAGCCGAAAGAGUUAAUACAGUGCAGCUGCCGAAGAAUGAAUCGUAAGGGGCUUCCAUGCAAGCAUAUCCUAUAUGUAUUGAAGCACCUGAAAUUGUCCGAAAUACCGGACUGUUGUGUUCUUCGGCGAUUCUCCAAAAUGGCAAGAAAUGGAUUGCCAGCACGGCGCAGAAGCGAUCUUUUCGCGUACGGUUACUCGGGGCCAGGGAAGCGAAAAAGAUACAACGACAUGGAAACAGUAUCGACGGAAGCUAUGGAUGCGGCAGUAGAUGAUCCAGCAAUGUAUAAUGAGUUCAUGGCAUAUAUGAAGGGCUUAGUAGCAAGAAAAUAUGCGAAAAAGAAUGGACAUGAUGGUCACACAGCCUUCGCUGAAGAAGACGCAUAUGAUUUUCAAGGCAAUGCAGUUCCGGUUGGUGAUCCCAAUAAGGUUGCCACGAGAGGAGCACCUAAGCAAAACACAAAAGCUGCACAAGAGGUAAAUCACCCCGUGACGAAAAAUGGUAGACCACUAGCGUUCGACGAGCGUAAGACCCGGAAUCAGGGGUGCACCGCCUGUGGUGGCAUCGGUCAUAACAAACGGAACAAAAAGUUGUGCAAAAAACAUCCGGAGUAUAUGGAAAAAGAAAGCAAGUAG
Molecule: messenger RNA, 2040 nt
Organism: Lolium perenne
Lineage: Eukaryota; Viridiplantae; Streptophyta; Magnoliopsida; Poales; Poaceae
Source: RefSeq, a predicted model, not a curated record